AUGGCAAGAUCCAUUGAGAGGGCCACAAGGGAACAGAUUGGUAGCGCAGAAUGGCACAGCCUGAGGAAGAUGAGGCUCACCUCCUCAAGGUUCCGGGAGGUGUGCCAUGUCAGAGGUCACAGCUCUGCUGAGAACCUUGCCGAAUGUAUCCGCAAAGAUGGGGUCGUUUUUUAUCCCACGGAGGCACCACCAUUUGGGCUGGUGGAGGUGAAGUGUCCUAACGUGAAGAGCUACGUGGACUGCGGGUACCUGCGCAUGCAGAAUGGCGCCCUCCGUCUGAAGCCAAGCCAUAGCUACUACUGGCAGGUGCAAGGCCAGCUGCUUAUCACAGGGAUGCAGUGGUUGGACGGUGAUGAGGCCUUAACGCAGGAGGGGGUCCCGCCCCCGCGAGCUGAGGAGCACGCCGCAGGAGCGCCGCGCCCCGAGAGAGCCCUCCGACAGCGGUAUGUCAGAGGUCAACCCGGAGAGGAGGUCCCUGAAGGAGGGGGAGGAGCCAUCGGGGGGGUUGAGAGCGACCAGGAGGAGGAGCAGCAGAACCUCCAAGCCACCGGGAAAGUGGGAGCCAAGAAGCAACGCAAACUGGAGGAGAAGCAAGCGAAGAGCGCCCAGAGAGAGGCCGAGCUGGGGGAGCGGGAGGAGAGGAGGAAGCUGCAGGAGCUGAGAGAACAGGAGCGACGCAAGGAGGAGGAGCGGGAACGGCUGUCGGAGCAGAAGGAGGAGGAAGAGGAGCACCGUCUGAGGGAGGAGGAGAGGAAGAGGGAGGAGGAGGAGUACCUCAAGCCUAAGGCCUCCUUCAUCGUGGAGGAGCAAGGGGAGGCGGAGCCUCUCAGCGUGGACCAGUCACACAACCUGCUGCAAGAGUUCAUCCAAUAUAUAGAGGACUCCAUGGUGGUUCUCCUUGAAGACCUGGCGUCACUCUUCGGGAUGCGAACCCAGGACACCAUUGCCAGACUGCAAGACCUCCUCGCUGAAGGCUCCCUCACAGGUGUGAUUGACGACCAGGGGAAGUUCAUCUCCAUCAGCCCGGAGGAGCUGAGUGCAGUGGCGCGCUUCAUCCAGCAGAGGGGGCGCGUCUCCAUCGCCGAGCCCGCCCAGGCCAGCAACUCCCUCAUCAACCUCACGCCCGUGCUCCGCAACCAGGCCUGACCGCCGCCACAAGAUGGCCGCCGUGGUCACAAUACGGCUGCCGCCGUGGGUCGCUAAUAUGUGGGUUGCUAAUGGAGACGACUGCUUCGUCACUCUUGUGA
Molecule: messenger RNA, 1247 nt
Organism: Gadus chalcogrammus (walleye pollock)
Lineage: Eukaryota; Metazoa; Chordata; Actinopteri; Gadiformes; Gadidae
Product: DDRGK domain-containing protein 1-like
Exons: 9
Coding region: 1-1146 (381 amino acids)
Source: RefSeq, a predicted model, not a curated record